This is a messenger RNA of Closterium sp. Naga37s-1, 6840 nucleotides long. Lineage: Eukaryota; Viridiplantae; Streptophyta; Zygnematophyceae; Desmidiales; Closteriaceae. The record is from the annotation of a GenBank genome assembly.
AUGACUCGUGGCGGAACGGGAGGUGCGGUCAGCUUGGAGCGCGCACCGGUGGGGGCGGUGAUUCUUCUAAACGCAGUAAAGGCCGCGGGGCUGCGCGCUCGCGCGAGCGCGUGCGUGUUUGACGCGGAGAAGCGGACAUUCGAGCUGGUGGCGGGGCUGAGUACAAUAAUUGCGCUCAACGCGACGGACGCGUGGGCGCCUCCCAUUGGUCGGAAGGUGCUGACGAACGACUGCCAGUUCUUGAUCGACGCCACGUGUCAAGAUGUCACGCCCACUGGCGGAUGCGACGACCACAACGAAUGCACGACUGACACGUGUGUGCCUGCCGACCCAGCCACGUGUUUGCCUUAUCCGGACUGCCUACUAGCGGGCCCGUCCUGUUCCUAUACCGCGUCCCCCGACAGUGUCUCGAACCCAGAUUGCAUCGCGCCGCCGACUCCCCCGUCCGCGCCGAAAGGGUCAGUUUCGUCCGCUUCCGCCAAUGUAUCCGCGGGUGAUGGCGGAAGCGGGAACGACGGGGAAGACGGGGGAAGCGGAGAACGGGAGGGAAAAGACGGGGAAACGGGGGAGAAGGCGGGCAGUGCGGAUUCGGAUGCGGAGGGAAAAGGGAAGGCGGAGAGCGCGGAAGGGGAGCAAAGCGGCGCGGACGACACGGCUGGUUCGGAUUCCGGCGACGCGUAUAGCGAGGAUGAUACUGGGGAUAGUAACGAGGACGGGUCAGAAGGCACUGUCGAGAUCGUGGGAACCAUGCCGCCGCCUCGCAGCGCGUGCAUCUUCAUCCCCCAUAAGAACCGCUUCAUGAUCCGCUUAAAGAACCGCUUCCGCGUCCGCCUCUCCGCAAGCGACGCGUGGGCGCCGCGGCCCGGGCAGGUCGCCAUGACCGGCAACUGCCGGUUUAUCAUCGACUCGGCGUGCGGAGUGGUGGGGAGGCCGGGGGGGUGCGACGACGGGGACGAAUGCACGGAGGAUUAUUGCUUGUGGCAGGGCGGGAAUAACACUAUCGGGAGUUGCACGCCCUUCCCGUCGUGCUUCUAUGAGAGCGCGCGGUGCGAGAGGCGGGUGAAGGAGGAGUGCGUGGGGGGAGCAGGGGGAGGAGAAGCAGGGGGAGGGGGAGGGGGAGAGGUGGGGGACGGGGGGUUUGCGGCGGGUGGCGGAAAGGGGAUUCGGACGGUGACUAGUGCCGGUGCUGCCGUGACUGGCGAAGCUGACGGUGCUGACGGUGCUGACGGUGCUGACGGUGGCGAUGACGGCGGCGAUGGUGGUGACGGCGGGGGUGACACGAAGGGGGGUGUGACUAAAACAAAUGACAACAGCACAACCACUGACGGGGCGAAGAGCAGCAGUGAUGGCAGCAGCAAUGGCGACGGCGAUGGCAGCGGCGAUGGCGGCGGUAUGAGCACAGAGGAUAUCGAGGCGUUGGAGGAGGAAGCUUUAGCGCAACGGCAGGCGCACGGGCAAGGGAAGCGGCAGCAACCCUCAGCAGACCAGGACGAAUCACCAGGCUCGGGAGAAUCAGGCUCGGAGGACCCGGACCUCCUCGCCCCGCGCCUGCGCGCCCCCCUCCCCCGCCCCGCGUGCCUGUUCCGCCCGAAGCAGGGGCUGUUCGUCCGCGUGGAAGGCUGGCCGUUCUCCGCGCGCCUGUCCCGCGCGGACGCGUGGGCCCCGCCCCCCGCCGCAACGACUCUCUCCGGAGACUGCCGCUUCGAGCUCGACUCGUUCUGCUCGGUCGUGUCGCGCGUCACGCGCGGGUGCGACGACGGCGACGCGUGCACGCUCGACACGUGCGCGUGGGCGGGGCGCGCGAACCGCGUCGGCAGCUGCGAGCCGUUCCCCUCGUGCUUCUACUCGUCCGCGUUCUGCGUGCACACGGACCUGUGCGGAAGGCCGGGGGGGAACGGCACGCGCGUGAGGGGAGGGGCGGUGAAAACAAUGGCGGGUGGUGGAGGCGUGGGGGGGGGUUCGGAUGGGGGGAGUGGUGGUGGUGCUGCUGAUGGCGCUGACGCCGAUACUGACAGUGAUGGUGACGGUACUGAUGCUGACGGUGACGCUGAUACCAAUGCUGAUGCUGAUGCGGAUGGUGAUGGUGAUGGGGGUGCUGACGAGGUGAACGACCCUUACUCCGACCCUUCGGAUCAGGAAUGGCCGAACUUCCAGAUCUACCCUCCCGCCAAAACCGGCUCGGCGGUGGAAGCUUCACAGAACCUUCCCCCGGGCGCAGGAGGAGGAAUCUCCAACGCAACCACCACGCAAGACGUGCUGCGCACGCUUUCCCAGCCUAUCCCCUUUACAGAUACCUCCGUUUCGGGCUCUUUCAACGUGUAUCAUUUCGGCGCCCUGGGCGACGGGCAGAACGACGAUGGCGAGGCUAUUGAGGCAGCUUUUAACGAAGCAUGCAAGUGGGCGCGACAGAACAACGUCAAAGCCACUGUCGCCAUUCCCGCUGGCGCUGAUUUCCUCACCACCCCCAUGGUGUUUUCGGGGCCCUGCGGGCCAGGUGUCAUCUUCUUAUUGGACGGGAGAAUUCUGGCUCCAAACAUGCCCGUUUCUUCCUACCAAUCGGCUUACAGCGUGGUGGCACAUCUAUAUUUCGACCAUGUGACCGGGCUGACCGUGACGUCGUCCGGGCAGGGCAGGCAGGCGGGGAGUUUUGACGGGCAGGGGCUGGAGACGUGGCGGGAACAUUUGUCGCUCGGGCAGCCCGACUCAUACGCCCGACCAAAAGGGUUUUUGUUCCAAAAGUGUGAUAAUCUCGUUAUAGAGCAAAUCACUGUACGGAACCCGCCUGAAAUGCACAUCAGCAUACAGGAGUGCAACAAUGUGAUUGUACAGGGGGUGACUGCAAUGAGUCCGUACAACAGCCCUGGCACGGACGGGCUGCAUCUGGCUGCGGCGACGAAUGUGAUUAUAAGGAACUGCAGGAUGCACACGGGCGGCAACGGCAUCGCUAUAGUGGAUAAGAGCGCCAACAUCAGCAUCAGCCAUGUGUUCAGCUCUGCUGGCCGUGGCAUAAGGUUUCUUGACCUCUCUCACCCUCCCAUCACUGCACUCUCUCCUUCCUUCCUUCACAACCACUCCCCCCCUCCAUUCCCUACCACUUCUCAUCCUCCGCACUUAGUACCCCACCGCCCCUCACCUUCUCCUCCCCGGAGCCUGCUCAAGGCCCGGGCGGCGGAGACUCAGCUACAGCCGGAGAGGCAGCUACAGCCAGUAAUGGAGAAUGUACUGGUGACGCCUGGGAGUAGCAUAAAGUCUCCCUUGGGAAUUCCGGAGCUGAGAAAGGAGGUUACGGCGGAGGAGGAGGGGAGGAUACGCGCGAUGAUGAGUGUGUGUGAGUACCCCUUCCGUGUGGUUGAUUUGAAUGCUAUCCUGGCUCCUUUUCGCCAGGCUGGCGCGAAGAUCCAAUCGCAAGGUGACGCGUCAGAUGGAGGUGAGGGAGAGAGAGGGGUUGGGGAGGAGGGAGGGGAGGAGGGGUCUGGGCUGACUGCGGUGGAGAGUGGUGAGGGUGGUGAUAGUGGUGGGAUGGGUGGGAGUGAGAACGGGGAGAUUGAUACUGGGAGGGCAGGGGAGGAGGAUGAUGUGCCGCCAUUGCAAGCUGAAGAGGCGAGAGGGGGUGACACGGGAGGAGGAGAGGGGAGAGAGAGUGGAGAGAGCAAAGGGGGAGAGAGUGGAGAGAGCAAAGGGGAAGAGAGUGGGGAGGGUGGGGAGAGUGAAGGAGGAAAGGGAGGAGAAAGUGGAGGAGGAGAUGGUGGGGAUGACGGGGGAGGGAGUGGAGACAAUGGAGGUGAGAGCAGUGAGGGGAAGGAGGGUGACAGCAAGGAGGGUGCAGCAUCGAGCAAGCAGGAGGAGGAGAAGAAGAGGAGGGAGGAGACACUGAAGAGAGUGAGGGAGACGAAGAGUAAGAGGGAGGCACUGCGGCAAAAGUGGGUAGAGGCGAGGAGGAAACGAGGGGGAGGGGUGGCCAAGCCGACCCAGGUGGAUGGAGAUGGGGCUAAGGUAGCGGAAGGAAGCGGAGGAGGGAGUGAGGGAGGAGGGGAGCAAGGGGGCCAGGGCAGCAGUGGAGGCGAGUCAAGCGGCUCUAACACCCCCAGUGGGGGUGGUGAUGAUGGUGGUUCAUCACAGGAGCACAGUGGGGCAGGUGGGUCGACUGACGGAGGAAAGGAAGAUGGCAGCACUAGUGCUGGUGGUGAUGGUGCUGAUGGUGGUGAUGAAUCUGGAUCAGGAGAAGGAGAGCAAGGCGGGGACAGCAGUGCGGAUGGUGAAGGGGGGGAAGGGGCGGAGGGAGGAGGGGAGAAUGGAGGAAACGAGGGUGCAGGGGACCAAGGGAGUGAUGGCAGUUCCGAAAAUAGCAAUGGUGAUGGUGGUAGUGGCGGUGAUAGUGCUGGUGAUGGUGCUGGUGAUGGUGGUGGUGAUAGUGCAGAUGAUAGUAACGGUGAUAGUAACAGUGAUAGUAACGGUGAUAGUGCAGGUGAUAGUAACGGUGAUAGUGCAGCGGACUACACCGCGGACGACACCAGUGACGACACCAGCAGUGGAGGUGAUUAUAACGCGGAUGGAGGAGCAGGUGGGGGAGAGGGAGGAGGGGGUUCUGAUGGGUCGGGAAUAGAUCCGUACGACCCUCUAGGAGGCUCAUCAGGGUCUGGUGGGAAUGGUGGGAACGGUGGGAGUGGAGGCAAUAGUGGUUAUGGUGGUGGUGGUGGCAGUGGUGGCAGCAGCAGCGGGCAAGGGAGCAGCAACGGCGGCAGCAACGGGAAUGUAAGGGAUGGAAUAUCCUUGGGGAGUCGCACCAGCAGGAGUGGCAGCGGCAGCACUGGCAGCAGUGGGGGGAAUAGGAGUCCCGAGGAGGUUGUGGGGGCCACUGGAGGUGGCACUGGUGGUGGUGGCACAGGCGGGGGCAGCCGCAGUGCCAGCGCCAGUGGGACUGGUGGGUACAGCAGUGGGGGAAGCAACGGGUAUUAUGGGAGUGGGGGCGGCAGCUGGAGAGGCAGAGGCAUGCCAAAUGACCCGUGGCGAGGUGCUGGGGGAGGGAACACGCUGGGUGGUGGAGGGAGUAGUGGGAGUAAGGGGAGCAGCGCGGGGAAGAGUGCGAGCGGGGUGCAAAAGGCUGGGAAGAGCAGCGGGAGUGGCACUAGUGACAGCAGCAGCGACAGCAGCAGCAGCAGUAGUGGUGACGAGGAGGGAAGCAAUGGGGGCGAGAGCAGUGGAGGCGAGAGCAGUGGAGGCACCUCUGGGAUGAAAGGGAGGGAUCAGCACGGGGGGGUAGGAUCGAACAAGGUCGGCCCGAUGCCAGAUGAUAAAUCAUCUGGGGGGAGGCACAAGAGCCCCAGCUCUGCUCCCAGCAGCAGUGGUAAAUCUUCCAGCUCCUCCCCUCCUGCGCCUGAUGCGGAAUCUGAAGGAGCGGAAGGGGAUGGUGGGAGCGAAUCAGGUGGUGACACGUCGGAUGGUGGUGAUGCUGGUGGGGAGGGCGAGGGCAGCAGCAGCGGUGGGGACAGUGAUUCCUCAUCCAUCUCCUCUUCCAGUUCCUCCUCGGAUUCUGGAAAGGCGGAUUCAUCAGGUGAUGAGGCUGCUUCAGAGGGUGGUUAUUCUGAUGCAGCAGGGGGGACGGAGGGUGCUGGUUCGGGGGAGGCCGGGGGGGAGGGGACGGGUGGAAAGAAUGAGACUGUGGACGCGGGUGGGGAGAAGGGGGGCGAUGCAGGCGAGGAGGGCUCGGGAGAGGGGGAGAUUGAACAGGAGGGGGAAAAGGGGGGUGGUGAGGGAGGGAGUGCGGGAGGAGAGGAGGCAUCACAGGAUGGGCAAGGGGACAAGGGGACGGAUGGGACAGAAAAAAGCACGGCCGAGGAAGGAAAUGGUGAACAGGUGAAGGAAGAGCAGGCAAAGAACACCACGAGCAGUGGGGAGGUGAAGAGCGGAGGAGGAGCAGAUCCGCCCACCGGGAGCAGUGAGGAGAAGGUGCCAAGUGAUGGAGGGGCAUCCCCCACCGGGAGCAGUGAGACUGACUCUAGUGGGGAGGAUGGAGCGAACUCUGGUGGGGAGGGUGCAAAAAACACCACGAGCAGUGAGGAGGUGAGCAGUGGAGGAGGAGCGGACCCGCCCACGAGCAGUAGCAGUGAAGAGAAGGUGACUGGAGGGGCAUCCCCCACUGGAAGCAGUGAGGCUGACUCUAGUGGGGAGGAUGGAACGAAGUCUGGUGGGGAGGGUGCAACUGCGGGAGAGUCGCAAUCUGACAGCUCAGACACAGAAGCUCCUGGAGAGGAGAGCAGCAAUACGGAUGGUGAAGGAAGCAAUGCGGGUGCGCCCUCUGUUGGGGAUGGUGGGGAUGGAGACGGGGGAGGUGAGGGGAGCAGUGCGGCAGCACCAUCAGCACCAUCGGCAGAAGGAGUGGGAAGCGGUGACAGCACUGUCGGUGGAACGGAGGAAGGGGGAGGAGGGGAUGUGCAAGGUGAUGCAGUGAAGGGCACAGCACCAUCAGCAGAUGGGGAGGAGGGUGCUGGGGCGCCAGCAUCAGAUAAGAAGAAGCAAAGCUCCCAGUGGGUGUGGUGGCCAUUUGGGAACGGAAAAGGUGGGGUAAAGAGUGACGUGGAUGCGCUGCUGCCUCACGGCUGGGGUGGUGCAGCAGCGAGUGGAGGAGGGACGGGGAGUGGGAGGAGGGAGAGGCUGUACAGACCAGCAGUGCAGCCUAAUCCAGUUGUGACUGGGGGAGGAGGGACCGGCCAGGGAAGUGCAGUUGCUGCCUCAGCUGACCUGGCCUCAUCUGGUUCCUCCUCCUCCUCCCACUCUUCAGGUGGCGUGCGCAUAGUCACUCCUGGAGUCGAGCCGACAUACAGUGCGGGGGACAUGGUAUAA